GGCAGGGGAAAAACGAAGAGCGGUGGUAGAGACGAGAGCGGGGUUAUUAGAAAACAUUCGACCGAAAGAGGUAAAACUGGGAUGAAAGAAAAGGACGAGGAGAAGCCAGACGUGACCGGGAUUCUGUUGGCCACAGACGCACGGGAUUUUAAAAUAAUGAGGGACAGGAAAAGCUGGCCCAACUUUCUGUGGAUGUUCCUCCUGAGAAGGUUUACAGAAGAACAGGCCAAGAGAGAGGGACGUGUCACCAGGAUGAGGUGGUUCCUCUGCUCCCUGCUCCUCUUCCUCAGCCUGUGUCUAACACCUGCUUCAUCACAGGGACAUUUCCCACAGAUGGAGAACAUCGCUGCUUUCAAACCCGUGUUCACGUCUCCGCCUCGAUUCACCUGUGGCGUUCCAGAGCGCAGCAGUUACUGCCAGUCACCUUCCUCCCACGCUGAGCUACUGACGUGUUAUCAGGCCUUCUGCAUCCAGGAGUGCCCUCAUAGAUCCUCCACACCUCCGUACGCCUCACUGCUGCUCCCCUCACACAGGGCUCCCUGUGUAAUUGACAACAGUAACGACACUCCUCCCGGGACGCCAACAGAGACUGGACCUGCUAUCGAUUCAGAGCCGGUUCCUGGCAGCAUUCUGUUUCAGCCGGCCCAAAAUGGAUGUCUGGUCUCUCCCCCUUCACAAAGACUGGGAGCGUUGGGUUCGCUCACCCUGGUGUUGUGGAUAAAACCAAACCUUCCAGGAGAGAUGAUGCUGCUGGAGAAGAGCGCAGGAGAGCAGCUGAUCUUUUCUGUGAUGGUGUCUGAACAGGCUGUCACUCUACGACGCGGUGAGCCUGGAGGUGGGACAACGCAGACCGUCCGCUUCAGAACGGAGGGCAGACUGGCACUGGAGAGAUGGACGCACCUUGUUUUACAGGUCCAUGACAGACGUGUCAGUCUUUUCCUGAAUGGGCUGGAGGAGGAUGGGACACCGUUUGGUACACAGUCUCUGAGCGCCAGACUCUUUGACAUCAUCGAGGAUGGAGCCAUGUGGGUGGGACUAAGCUCUAACGGCUCCAAUCAGUUUAUUGGGUGGAUGCAGGACUUUAGAUUUUAUCCUGCCACUCUGACCAACAGGGAAGUAGUGGAGUUGUAUUCAGGAGUCCUGCCUGAACUUCAUGCCCAGCCAGAGUGUCGCUGUCCUCCCAGUCACCCCCGGGUUCACCCUUUAGUUGAGAGGUAUUGCAUUCCUAACGCUGUUGAGGACACCACCAAUGACCGAGUGUUGAGACUGAACCUCAAUGCUCAUGCACUCAGUUAUGUCAAUGAUCAGGACAUGGGCACAGUGUGGCUUUCUAAGGUCAUGACGACACAGGAACUGGAUGAAGGAGUCACAGUUACUGUAGAUUUGGCCAAUGGACAAUACCAGGUUUUCUAUGUCAUAGUUAAGUUUGCAGGCCUCCUGCCUGAAUCAGUUCUCAUCCAAAGGCGGAGGAUUGACCUCACAGAGCCUGAAAAUGAAAGCACCAAAGAACAACCCUGGUUAGACUGGCAAUACAUGGCCAGAAACUGCAGUGUGUUUGAGAUGAGGAACAACGGCCCCUUAUUGACGCCAGACUCAGUCAACUGUCUACAGCUACCCAGUGACGUGCCCUUCUCAGGUGGGAACGUCACAUUCAGCCUGUUGACCCCGCAGCCAAACCUGAGACCGGGCUAUAAUGACUUCUACAACACCCCCGCCCUGCAGAACAUGGUACAGGCCACCCAGGUCAGGAUACACCUGAGUGGACAGUACCACACCAGAGGAGCUGCUGUGAACCAGCGACACAGAUACUAUGCCGUCAGUGAGAUCACCAUCAGUGGCAGAUGUGAGUGUCACGGCCAUGCAGAUCACUGUGACACCAGUGUUGCACCUUACCGCUGCCUGUGUCUGCCGGAGAGCCACACAGAGGGAAACAAUUGUCAGCGUUGUGCACCCCUCUACAAAGACAAGCCCUUCAGGUCAGGUGACCAGCUCCAGCCCAUGAACUGCCGACCCUGCGUGUGCCAUGGCCACGCCCUCUCCUGUCAUUAUGAGGUCCGGUUAGACGACCAACCAGAUGAACAUUAUCGAGGAGGAGGAGGCGUCUGUGACAGCUGCAUGCACAACACCACAGGUAACAACUGCGAGCUCUGCAUAAGUGGCUUUUACAGGCUUGAGGAAUCUGAUCCCACGUCAGUUGAUGUGUGCCAGCCAUGUAACUGUCAUACUGCUGGGACAGUCAAUGGCAGCACGGAGUGUGCCCAGGUGGGAGGUCAGUGUCACUGCAAGGCUUCUGUAACAGGCCGUCGCUGCACAGACUGUUUGCCUGGCUGGUACGCUCUUAAAGCCUCAAACCCAAAUGGCUGCAUCCGCUGCAACUGUAGCAACGUGGGCAUCAGCGAUGUCUCGCCAGCAGUAGUUCUGAGCUGUAACCACGACACGGGACAGUGCCGUUGUAAGCCCCAUGUUACAGGUCUUUCCUGUGACCGCUGUGAGUUUGGUUAUUGGAACCUGUCCCACCCAGGCGGCUGCGUCCUGUGUGACUGCGACCCCAUGGGUUCCCUCAGCCAGUUCUGUGAGCCUGAGCGGGGGCAGUGUGAGUGCAAGCCCGGGGUGGGGGGCAGGCGCUGUGACUUGUGUGGCAGCGGUUUGCACGGAUUGAGACUGGAGGGCUCCUGUGCUCCCUGCAACUGCUCACAAGAUGGGACAGAGCCCGGAACAGUCUGUGAUCCCCGCACAGGACAGUGUGUGUGUAAGAAACAUGUGACAGGUCAUCGCUGUGACUUGUGUCGCUAUGGUUACCACACCCUGGAGCAUCGAAACUCUCUGGGAUGUCUGCCGUGUGUGUGUGACAUCAGUGGCACAGUACCGGAGGGUUUGUGCGAUGUGCGGACCGGACAGUGCCCGUGCCGAGACGGGAUGGAGGGAGCACAGUGCACCAACUGUGCGCCCAACUACUACAACAGCAGCAGCUCAGACUUCCAGGAUGGGUUGGUCCAAGGAUGUGUACCGUGUCAAUGUGACCCCAGAGGAACAAUAGCAGGAACUGUCUGUGACAGCACUACAGGGCAAUGUGUUUGUGUCCCUACACGCUACGGACAGGACUGCAGUAGCUGCCGACCUGGCUUCUACCUCUCUCCAGAUCAGAGCGUGUGUGCAGAGUGUGACUGUCAUCCCAUGGGAGCGUCGCUGCGCAUUUGCGAGAUCCCGACGGGUCAGUGCGUGUGUGCCCAUCCCUCGGUGGCCGGCCGUCGCUGUGACCAGUGUCAGGAGAUGUUCUACGCGUUCAACCCGGGCCUGGGCAGAUGCCAGCCUUGUGCAUGUGACCCAGUGGGCAGUGUCAAUCGCUCCUGUCAUCCAGACUCAGGCCUGUGUGUGUGUAAACUGCUGGUAACUGGAGACAAGUGUGAUGUUUGUCAGCCUGGAGCCAGUCACUUGGACCCUCAGAACCACUUUGGCUGCAGUAAAGCUCCCUCUCAGCAGCCUGCACCAGUAGGUUUUGCUGUCAGUUAUUCUUCAAUCCAGUUUACCUGGAAUCCUCCCGACUCCCCGAAUUCAAACAGACUCAACUACACUCUCAUCAGAGAUGGACAAUCGGUGCAUAGCGUCCAACGUCACUAUCCUUUCAUCCCUGAAACAUUCGAAGACACUGGUUUGCUUCCCUACACCAACUACUCUUAUUGGCUGAUAACGGCUACUGUAGCUGGUGAGACAACCAGCACACCAGCCUUCUACCAAACCUUCAGUGCACCACCUGAAGCUGACCAGCUCCAUUUAAGCCUUGUUGGGCGACCGGGUCCAACCACUGCCAGCUUUAACUGGAGCACACCGCGAAAUGACACCGGCCCAGUGGAAAGGUUUGUAUUAUCCUCUACUGAGUCAUCUGGUGCAGAGCCCAUCGUUCACUACACGGGCUCAUCUACAGCGGCUGUGGCAGGUGGACUAAAGCCUUUUACCCAGUACUCCGUAAUACUGCAGGUUUGCUCUUCUGGGGGUUGUUCUUCUCCUCCACCACUGUUUUUUAUGACAGCCCCCGCCCCCCCACAAAACCAGCCUCCACCCAGAGUCACUGCCACAGGACCGUAUACACUGCAUGUUUCUUGGGAGCCCCCCAGUCAGCCAAAUGGCGUUAUCACAAGGUACGAGGUCUUUCUACGUGGACCAAUGGAAAGUCCUUCCAGUGAGGCAGUUGAGAACAAAGUGUUUUCCAGCUCUGGUUGGCUGGAUUCAAGCGUUCCUCCAGAAACACAGAUGACCAACAGGAGCACACUGCCGGCCCCUGAGAGCAGCACAACCAUCGUGGGCCUGCAAGCAUUUUCCACCUAUCAGAUAAGAGUGGACAGUGUCAACAUGGCAGGAAAAGUCGCAUCAGAGUGGACCACAGCGCACACCACGGAGGGAGUCCCAGAGUUGAUGGCUCCUCCGGCGGUGUCUGCACUGUCAUCCACCAGUAUCAGUGUUUCCUGGAGCUCUGCCGAGAGUGAGGGGGUCAUCGCCAGAGGACAAGUGACACAAUAUCGAGUCAACUUACUCACUGAGCAGACCAAAAAUCCCUACGCUCCUCCGGUGGUCAGUCAGGUCUUGCACCAGGCUGAGCCGUCUUCACCACAUGUAUAUGUAGUGAAAGGACUGAAACCCUUCCACGUGUACAACUUCACUGUUACACUCUGCACUAAAAAGGGUUGUGUUACCAGUCUGCCAAGCACAGGACAGACCCUGCCAGCAGCUCCAACAGGACUAUCUCCACCUCGAUUACAUCCAGUUAAUGAAGCCACCAUGGAGAUAGAUUGGGACUCCCCAGGCCAACUCAAUGGACCAUACCCGAUAUAUCAGGUGGAGAGAACAGACGUCUCUCUCUCCGACCCACAGGUCCCUGUGGUCCGAGGAACCCGAUUCCUCGGAAACGGUUACUGCCAGUUUCCGAGUGACGUUCUUCCUGUCAAUAGUGACUUUACAGGUGUUGAGUUGAGUUUUAGAACUGGUUCUCCAGAUGGCUUGCUGUUCUGUGCGUUCUCUCCUGGAAAUCAGGAAGAGUUCCUGGCAAUUCACAUCAAAAAUGGACGCCCCUACUUUUUGUUUGACCCACAGGGCUCAGCGGUGGCUGUGAGUGUGCAGGGUGACGGAGGGCGACUCUACAAUGAUGGACAGUGGCACAGCAUCGUAGCAACAAGGCGAGGGGCCGUGGGAACAAUCGUUGUGAACAAUCAAUACCGAGGAAGCGCGUCUGCGUCCAGCGGCAGCACCAUGAUUGGUGCGAACACAGGGGUGUUUAUCGGGGGUCUGCCCGAGGACUUUACUCUGCUGAGAGAGGACACAGGUGACGCCCGGCUGGUGCGACAGAGUUUCACAGGUUGCCUCAGGGAUGUGAGCUUUAAGAUGAGGGACAGCCCCUCAGAGGAGUGGACAUCUCUAGACUGGGCAAAGGCCACAAAGAAGGAAGCAGUGUAUGAAAACUGGGAGGGAUGUCCGACUCACACUGUGGACGGAGCCCAUUUUCUUGGUCAUGGUUACUUGGAGCUGGACAGAGAUGCAUUUACUGGAGGACAAGACUUUGACAUUUCUAUGGAUUUCAGAACAGAUCAGUUCAGUGCACUUCUACUAUUUACAUACAACUCACAGACCGAAGACUACAUGCUGGUGGAGUUGGAGGCCGGCCUCCUGUCCUUCCUUCUCUCCUCUGACGGUCAUGUGACUGAACUCAGCAUGUGGGUGGGGCUAAGCUACUGUGAUGGAGACUGGAAGCAGUUGUCAUUGGCAAAACGUGGCUCACUUAUCUCUGCUUCAGUCAAUGACUGGGCAGAAGAGAUGAGGGGGGCUGAGGGAGUCGUGAGGCUGAGAGUGGAUUCACCCUUAUAUUUGGGGGGCGUGCCCAUGGAGCUCACACACCCUGCUCUGGACAGCCGAAGUCACAAGCAUGGCCUUGGAGGUUGCAUAAGGGGUCUCACCAUCCGAAGCGACGAAACAAAUCUACCUGUCAGUCAAAGUGUUCGUCUUUCUGUAGACUCUCACCGUUCUCUCAGAGUUUACCUGGAUGGCUGCCCGACCUCUGAAAGCCGCUACAACUGCAGAGGAAACGAUUCAGUGUUGGUGUACAGUGGAAGAGGGACACAAGCGACUGAUUAUAGUUUACAGCCUUUCACUGAAUACCUGUACAGGUUUGUGGCUUUGGCUGCAGGAGGUUGGACGGCAGGACCUUGGGAGAGAGGACGUAGCCGAGGCCGAGUACCCAGGUUUGUUCCGCCUCCUACGAGUGUGCAAAGCCUAAACGGUUUCAGUGCCCAGGUGAGCUGGGCGCCACCCACUGGUGACAUCGUGGGGCUGAUUGACAGAUAUGAGGUAAAGGCCUACUACAGUGACCUGCCAGACGCAUCACCUAUCAAGGCCACGUAUCUGGCUAAUGGAAAUUUCUCAGGUGUGUUAUCUGGUCUAACACCGUCCACGCGAUACGUCGUCACUGUCAGUGCCUGUAGUCCCGUCGGCUGCACUGAGAGUGCUCCUUACGGUGAUAGUGAUGAUUUAAGAUCGAGCUUUACAACCCUGCAGGAAGCUCCAGAUGAUGUUUCACCCGCAGCUGCAGGCUCUUCCCCGUCAGCUCUCCAUGUAACCUGGGAACCUCCAGGAAGACCCAAUGGACGCAUUACAGAGUACCUCCUCUAUCACAACAACCACAUGGUCUACAGGGGCAAAGACAGACAACACAACAUCACUGGUCUUGGCGUGUACUCCACUCAUGUCCUGCUCCUGAGUGCAUGCAAUUCUGUGGGCUGCACCAACAGUUCACAAGUUACAGUGUUGACCUCUCAGCUUCCUCCUGGGCCACUUCAAGCACCGAAACUUACUCUGCUAGACUCUCAUACAAUCCUGGUGGAGUGGAUCCGUCCCUCUCAGGUCAAUGGCGUCUUGGAGUUCUACUCCAUCUUCCUGUCACAUGAUGGCGCCCCGCCUGUGCUUGCCCAUAACAGCACGGAGCUCUUUGAAGACUACACGCUUCGCGACCUGACGCCUGGAACAACUUACACCAUCACGGUGGCUGCCUGCACUGGAGGCGGGUGCACGUCGAGCCCUGCCAGCCAGGCCCACACGGAGGAGAGCACCCCAGAAAACGUGCCUGCACCGCUGGUCACCCCUUUGUCCCCAUAUGCACUCAACGUUAGCUGGAUGCCUCCUGACACCCCAAAUGGUGUUUUAACCAGCUAUGGCGUGUGGCUGGAUGGCGUUCUCAUUUCAAACUUGUCCUACGUCCAGAGGUUCUUCGUGGUGGACGGCCUCUCUCCAUGGAGCCGACACUUGCUCAGGGUCCAGGCCUGCACUGCACAGGGCUGUGGCAAGGGACCGCUGGUGGAGGUGCGUACAUUAGAGAUGGCCCCAGAAGGCCCUAUACUGCUGGAGCUGACCAAUCAGAGCUCUCGAUCCGUGCGAGCACGCUGGACGGCCCCUCCCAGGCACGGGAGGGGCCUCAGAUACACACUGCACUACAAAAGCUCAGAUGGUGAUGGAGCAGUAGAUGGAAGUACAGCAGUCGGCAGCUGGAUGUCUGUGCCCGACCUCCGGCCUUACACCAACUACAGCUUCUGGAUCAGAGGGUGUAACACACAGGGCUGUGUAGAGAGUCUGCCACUCAAUGUUACAACACCUCCAGCAGCUCCAGACGGGUUAUUACCUCCAUGGUUGACACACUCUGCUACUAACAGUCUGAAUGUGUCCUGGUCCCGUCCUGCGCACGCCAAUGCACCAGGCCCACUCCGCUACAGCCUGCACAUGAGGACAACCCCACAGAGGCCGGUGAUAAGGCUUUUGGAAAACGUAACGGGCACCUUUUCCUACCGUGUGGACGGCUUGUCACCGUUCACACGCUACAUGUUCAGAGUGGUGCCUUCACACACACACGGGCAGACUGCUGGACCGUGGGCAACCCUGCACACCGCGGAGGAUCGUCCAGGACCAGUGGAAAGCCCAGCUGUAACAGGGAUUCAUCCUAGAAGUGUAGCGGUUACCUGGGCCCCUCCCUUACAACCAAACGGCAUCAUCACCAAUUACACUCUCCGUCUGUGGCCCACUUCCUUCACAUCUGUGGAUUUUAAACCCAGCUCAGACUCCAGCACAAGCACAACCCUAAACUCCAGCUUAAGUGAUUCACUUGGCAUUCUCAACUCAGGUCAAAGUCUCAAGCCAACAUACAGUCUUACCUCCUCUGACUCAAGCCACAUUUCUACUUUUAACAUUGGCAUUAAUGGCAGCUUAAGCACAAUCAAAGACACUCGACCCAAUCUUAUCCCUAAACCCGUCUCUAGUUUGGAGCCUGUUCUAAUGGAAGAAGGCGAUAUCAAGACGUCUCAUGUAAACAACACAAGCACAGCCUCUGCUUUCCUUUCAUUUCACCCCACUGAAUCCAUUCCCACCAGUGUAAACUCAACCCACAGCCCAUCAGACUACAAUACAACCAGAAGCAACAAUGAUCAUUUAUUGAUACAGGACCACGGCCUCAUCUCGAGUUCCUUCAAUGAAGACUCUGAAUUAAGUUCACAUCUGGUGUCAGUCACCGUUCCGGGCCACGUCACUACGUACACUUUCCACAACCUGCUGCCGUACCACAACUACAGCCUUCAGGUGGAAGCAUGCACCAGUGUGGGUUGUUCAUCGUCUGGGACGUCUCAGCGCUUCCGUACCCUCCCAGCUCCUCCUGAAGGAGUUCCUGCACCUCACCUUUACUCUGACACUCCCACCUCUGUUCUCCUGUCCUGGGCUGCACCAGAGCGGAGCAACGGACCACUGGAUUGGUGGCUAAUUGAGCGUAGAGUCACUGGGACCGUGCAAGUCUCAACAGUGGGCCAGCUCCUGCCAGAGUCUCCACCUCUUUCUUUCCUGGACUCUUCAUCAGCUCUUAGUCCCUGGACUAGCUACCAGUAUCGACUUGUGCUGUAUAACCAGGCUGGCAACACAACAGGACCGUGGGUCAGCAUCACAACCAAACCCUCUCGGCCAGCUGGUCUCAGUCCGCCAAGGGUGAAGGUCUUGGGACCAGAGUCAUGUCAAGUCACAUGGGCUCCUCCCCUAAUUCCUAAUGGAGAAAUUCAUGGCUACGAGAUCCGCCUCCCGGAACCGCGUAUAUUCCAUGAGCAUGACAAUAGCUCUGAGCUCAGCAUCACAGUAAUGGACCUAAUUCCGUACACAAACUACAGUGUUACUGUGUUGGCGUGUUCCGAGGGUGGUGGCCAUGUCGGAGGAUGUACAGAGAGUCUGCCUACUCCAGCUGCAACGUGGCCUGCAACUCCUGAAGGCCUCUCACCUUUGUCAGUCGUGGCAGUCAGCGAGUCAUUCUUAGCCAUUUCCUGGCAACCACCAAGCAGACCCAAUGGACCCAACAUCAGAUACAAGUUGCUCAGACGUAAAACUCACCAGCCCCUGGCCAUCGCCACGCUCCGUGCAGUAACUGCCACGUCCCCUCCCCCCUCCGAAGAUCUCCAUCACUGGCUCCAUGUUUACUCCGGCACCAAAUUGUUCUACCAAGAUAAAGGCCUAAGCAGAUUCACCCGUUACCAGUACCAGUUAGUGGUCCAUAAUGAUGUGGGCUUGUCGUCAGGAGAGAUCGUUUCUGCGGCGACCAUGGCGGGGGUUCCCCUCCGCCCUCCAUCUCUGUCUGCUCACGCUAUCAAUCACACUGCAGUACAGGUCAACUGGACGCAACCCUCUUUGCAAGACCUGCAGGGAGAGGUGGAAUCAUACUUUCUCACAACAGAGUCUUUCCAGUCGAGUCGAAUUUUGAUUUUACCCCGUGAAAUCAACUCCAUGGUGAUAAGUGACCUUUGGCCCAGCACUACAUACCUGGUGUCACUGCAGGUGUUCAACGGAGCGCAUAAUACAACUAAAGUGACGCUUCGUGUCACCACAGAGGAUGGAGAGCCAGACGGGAUGUCCGCUCCGGAGGUGGUUCCAGUAAACAGCACGGCUGUGCGCGUGCUGUGGUUCCCUCCUCUGCAACCAAACGGAGCAGUGACUGGUUACUGCAUCUACGUUAACGACCGUCUCCGUGGCAGUGUGGACAACAGUUCAGGGUCCUACCUGCUGGGAGAGCUGCUGCCCUUCACUGUCUACGACGUACAGGUGGAGGUGUGUACAGUGUAUGCAUGUGUAAGGAGUAACGUUACUCAGACGACCACUGUGGAGGACCUGCCUGCUGACAUGAGCACACCACAUGGGCAAGUGAUCGGUCCCAGAGCAGUCAGGUUGGACUGGUCACAUCCAGGCAGACCUAGCGGUAUCAUGCUGGGCUACGAGGUUUUAAGACGAACCCUGAGGUCAUGUGGGUCGACAGGGGUCACAACCUCUGCGGGGGAGCAGUCAGAGGGAGCGGGUGAUAUGAAGUUUGAAUGUUCCUACCUCCAGUGUCCUGUGAGUCAUGGUGUGUGUGGAGCAUCCUGCUUCCAUCCUGACAUACAGGUGUGCUGCAGUGGACUAUUGCACACCAAGAAGCCACAUCAUCAUUGCUGUGAAGGCAGUUACCUGAGCUGGAGUAAUUCCUCUGACCCCAUCUGCUGCAAUGGCAAACUGCUGCUGGCUCUCCCUGACCACCAGUGCUGUGGAAGAUACUAUGUACAUGUGAAACACAAUGAACACUGCUGUCCUGACCUCUCAGGGGGCUGGGUCUCAGUGGGGCUGGGUGACAGCUGCUGUGGGGGUGUUCCCUACUCCAUGAAAGGUGGCCAGAUCUGCUGUAGUGUGAGCCUGCAUGAUGGCUAUGGAGUUCAGUGCUGCGGAGGCCAGAUUUUCGAUGAUACACUGGUGUGCUGUGGUGAUGCUGAGAGGGGGAAAGGGCAUACUUACACUCCGGGUUUUGUCUGCUGUGGUCAGGAGUACAUAAACUCUUCUGUCACUCUUUGCUGUAUGGGCAAGGAUGGAUUUCCCAAAAUACACAGUGCUGGCAACGCUACAGUGACACUGCAGUGCUGCAGGUCAGAGGUCAUACAUCAGGAAGAGGAGUGUUGCAAUGGGAUCGGCUACAACCCUCAACGGCACGUGUGUGCCGAUCGACCCACCCCUGGCUUGUCGACACAGCACCAGUGUUUGCAGGGCGCUCUGUGUCCUGUCGCUGCAGCAUCGACAGCUUACUGUGGCUCCUGUGACCUUGAUCCAUCGAUGGCCGCCUGCACCUGGGUCCUGUCUGCGCACACACUCCCCGACGCACCGACCACAACGGACUCCCCUGUUAUCAAUGCCACACAGGAAGCUCUGACUUCAGGCCUCUCUACACACACCAGCAGAAGUGACUAUUACAAAAUGGCAGACACAUCGAGCGACACACACUCUGAGAAGACACGAUUGGAGGAAAGCCUGUGCCCAACACACGAGGAGGUGGUGUACAGCGGAGACGCCAUUACAUACACUUACACAGACCCCGACCUGGAGCCCUUCACCACCUAUGAGUAUCGAGUGAGGGGCUGGAACAGCUUUGGACGAGGCUCCAGCGAUGUCAUCACCGUGACCACCAGUGAAGACAAGCCAUGGGGUGUGGCACCGCCCCGUUGGAAUUGCCCUGGCGACAGAGACGACAUCAUCCAGCUGCAGUGGCAAGCGCCGGCCAGGCCCAAUGGUGUUAUCACCCAUUAUGUUAUACUGCGGAAUGGGCAGGAGCGUUACCGUGGCGAGGAAAACAGAUUCACUGAUGUGGCUGGGAUCAAGCCUUUCUAUGAAUACAGCUACCAGCUGAGGGUCUGCACCAGGGCUGGUUGUACUGAUAGUCCACAGGUGGUUGCCGUCACAGUUCAGGGUGUGCCUGAGGGCCUGCUGCCUCCAGUGGUCACUGCUUUGAGUUCCUCCUCCCUCUACGUGAGCUGGUCAGAACCUAUUCGUCCCAAUGGAGUCAUACAACAGUACCAACUGAACCAGACGGGUUUUGGAACUAUUGCUACACACACACAGGAAACCACAAACUACACGGUGACUGGUUUAAAGGCGUACACAGACUAUACGUUCCUGCUCGUGGCCUGUACUGUGGGUGGAUGCGGAGCCAGCUCGCCUUCAACAGGACGCACCCUGCAAGCCUCGCCUGCUGGUGUUUGGUCAAGGCCGAGACACUUGAUAAUAAGCACAUCUGCAGUGGAGCUGUUCUGGGAUCAGCCGUCUCAGCCUCGUGGACUCGUCUCCCGCUUCAGGCUUAAGAGAGACGGUCUCAUCAUUUUUACCGGAGACCGUCAUGGUGACCGGAAUUUUACGGAUACUGGGCUCGUGCCAAACCACAGGUAUGUGUAUGAGCUGGAGGCGACGACAGAGGGUGGGACUGGUGUGAGUGACGAUUAUGUUAUACAAACUCCUGUUUCGUGCCCCACUGGGAUUCCACCACCACACAAUGUGACAGUGUCAGGCCCCCACACCGUCUCCCUGGCCUGGACCUCUCCUGUUCAGCUCAAUAGCAGCCAACCUGUAAACUACAACAUCCUGUUUAAUCCAGGAAGUGACAGAAGCACAGUCCAUCAUGCUGGUCAAGACCUGCAUCUCACUGUGACCGGUCUACAGCCGUUCACCACCUACGACAUCCGAGUACAGGCUUGUCAGACUGAGGGCUGUGGAGUCGGAGAAGCUGUUUCAGUUAGGACUUUAGAGGCUCCCCCACGAGGUCUGUCACCCCCCACCAUUAAAGCAGCUGGAGCCAAUGUCCUGGAGGUUUACUGGUUCCCCCCCGAACAACCUAAUGGAGUCAUCACCUCCUACAACCUAUACAGGCGUCCAGUGGGAACAGAGGAGGAGCUGCUGAUCUUCAUCUGGUCCAGUGGGCCACUUGAGUUUGUGGAUGCAAGUCCUGCCCUGAAACCCUUCAGCUACUUCCAGUAUAAGGUUGAAGCCCACAACUCCAAAGGCUCAGUGCUGAGCCAAUGGGCUUCAGGCCAGACGUUACAGGCACAACCGCGAGAUAUGGGCCCUCCCACUGUCACGCCCACGGGCGCGUACUCAGUCCAUCUGAAAUGGAGUGAACCGGGACGGCCCAAUGGUCUAAUUUCCCAUUAUAGACUGGUUUAUGAGAAACGCCAACAGGACCCAACGCUCAAUUCGACUGCUGUUACGGCUCUCACUGUGGAGGGCUCAGUCCUCGAAGCAACAGUCUAUGGUUUUGAACCAUAUCGUCUGUACAGUCUACGUGUGGAAGCUGUGAACUGGGCGGGCAGUGUGGCCAGUCCAUGGACAGGCAUUAGGACCCUGGAGGCUGCACCUGCUAGUGUGGCCAACUUCACAGUGGAGCAGAGGGAGCAGGGCAGGGCGUUACUGCUUCGAUGGGAUCUGCCACGCGCUCCAAAUGGACUCAUCACGAUGUAUAACGUGUACAGUGAGGGAAACCUGGAGUUCAGCGGUCUAACCCGCAGCUUCCUGUUUCGUCGUUUGGAACCGUGGACCGUUUAUACGCUGACCCUUGAAGCUUGCACCUCAGCAGGCUGCACACGCACCGUUCCUCAACACAUCACCACAGCAGCUGCUCCGCCGGCUUCUCAGCUUCCUCCGAAGCCUCUCUUCGUUGGCCCAGACCAUGUGUCACUUAGCUGGGGACCUCCCGCCCAACCUAACGGGCCAAUCGGAGAGUAUUUCUUACUUGGGAGAAGUCUAGAUGAAUUUGGGAGGGGAAGAAGUAAUGGCGAGGAUAUUGAAAGAGGAAAGGUGGUCUUUAGAGAAUCGUCUCCACAGCAAAAUGAAACCUUUUCCUACACAGUGACCGGUUUGCGACCCUGGACUCAGUAUGAGUUCAGUGUCCGGAGUCACAACCCUGCUGGCAACACCAGCAGCCCCUGGGUAACUGUAACAACCAGACAAGCUCCCCCUCGUGGUCUAGCCCCGCCAACAGUGAAUCACCUCCAAGACCAGCCCAGUAAGGUGUUGGUCUCAUGGACACCUCCGCUGGAGUCCAAUGGAAUACUUAAGUCAUACAGGAUACAAAGGAACAAUGUCAGUUUGUCUUUUAGUUUUGACCCGACUGUCCUCAGCUACACUGAUGAAGACCUUCUACCAUUUACAGUUUAUAGCUACUCAGUCAUAGCCUGCACAUCUGAGGGAUGCAUCACCAGUCCUCACACCAACAUCACGACCUUAGAGGCUCCACCUGCCACAGUGGAAGCUCCCACGGUGGACACCAUCACGUCCAAGAGUAUAAACAUUUCCUGGAGUAAACCCCCAACGCAGAAUGGAGAGGUUACAGAAUAUGUGCUGAAAGUGAACGACAAAGAGGUUUAUUGUGGGGGAGACUUGAACACAGUGUUGUCCGAUCUGCAGCCUCACACUUCAUAUCAGCUGGCUCUGUUGGCGUGUACCAGUGGUGGGUGCACCGCCAGUGCUACAGUGUCUACUAUGACCAAAGAAGCUCCUCCCACUGGCCUGGCAGCCCCGACCCUAAAGGUGACUGGUCCGGAGUCCGUGGAGAUCACUUGGAAACCACCGGAGCAUCCUAAUGGCAUUAUCACAGGAUACGAGCUCUACAGAGAUGGAGACGUUAUCUAUGUUGGCACCGAGACACAUUUUCACGACUUCACACUUUUGCCAAACGUGGAAUACAGCUAUGGUGUCAGGGCCAACAACAGCAGAGGGACAGUGAGCAGCACAGCAAACUCAGCAAAGACUCAUCCGUCUUCUCCUUCUGGUGUCGGUCUCCCUGUACUGACGCCUCUGGGUCCAGACCAGGUGAAAGUAGAGUGGAGUCCCCCAGUCCGUCCUAAUGGAGACAUUGUGAAUUACACUGUGUAUCACAGAGAUCCAGUAGUGGUCGGCAUCAACAGCACUGUGUUCACUGUAGAGGACCGUGUUUUCUCUGAGCGGCACACCACUCUGCAUGGGCUGACUCCAUACCACAGGUAUGAGGUGAGGGUGGAGGCUUGCACAGCUCUGGGCUGUUCCUCCAGUGACUGGUCCUCUGUGCUCACACUGGAGGCUCCCCCUGCUGGCCAGGUAGUGCCAUUGCUACACCUGCACCUCGACGAACACACGGGCCUACAGACCACCUUCCUGCUCACCUGGCCCCCUCCAGCUCGGCCAAAUGGUAGAGUCCUUCAUUAUGAGGUGUACCGCAGGCUGGAACCUACCACUGCUACCAACACAAGUGAUACAGGAACACGUGUGUUCAGGAAUGUCUCGACCACAUGCAGCGAUGAAGGACUCCAACCAUACACUCAGUAUCAGUAUCAGGUGUGGGCAGUCAACCUGGCUGGUCGCACUAGCAGUCCAUGGGCCAAUGGGAGGACAGGACCUGCACCACCUGAGGGCGUAGACCCUCCCAUUUUCCUGCACGUUUCGGCCACCUCUGCAGUCGUGGAUAUUCGCCCUCCAGCUCAACCCAAUGGGAUAGUUAGCCUUUACAGAGUCUUCUCUCGGACCCACAACAACCUCACUCUGCUCUCAGAAGGAACGUCCAGCCAGCAGAUCCUCCAUGGUUUACAUCCUUAUACCCAGUACUGGGUAGGAGUAGAGGCCUGCACCUGUUUUCAGUGCUGUAGCCGGGGUCCAGUGAGCGAGCUCCACACCCUGGCUGCUCCGCCAGCUCACCAGCCCCCUCCUCGUCCCGUCACCCGGACCUCUCGCUCCAUCCAGCUCGACUGGGAUGAGCCUUUGGCACCAAACGGAGUCAUUGAAAGCUGUGAGUUGCAUCUCAAAUCAUCGUGCCCACAGCCCCCACAGCCUAUGCCCCUCCCCUGCACCGAAGGACCAAUUGAAAUCAGCUUCUUUGGCAAAAGGCGGAGCUACAACGUAACAGGUCUUCAACCAUACUCCACCUACGAGCUGAGAGCCGCCUGCUUCAACAACAUGGGCAGCACUGCCUCCAACUGGACCAGAGUUACCACACUGAGUGAAGCCCCCCAGUAUGUGUCUCCUGUCUCAUUGGGCAGUAACCUGACAGUUAUUUGGCUGGACUGGGCGGAGUCUUUCUCCCUCAAUGGAUACCUGACGGAGUACAGUGUGACCGAGAGCCAGCUGAGGGUCUACACUGGCUUCUACAGCUAUCUCCACAUUCCACGCACCUCACAGAAAACUCUGUCUUUUCAAGUGACUUGCACCACCAACAGUGGCACUGCCAGCACUCCCACCAUCAGAUACAGCCCCGCCACAGGCAUCGGUCCUCUGGAGCCUGAAGACAGCAGUAAACAGGACGCCAGCAUGUCUGCCUUCCCAGUUUAUACUGAACUGUGGUUUAUCUUGCUGUUUGCACUGCUGGGUCUAUUUCUGUUAGCACUUCUACUGGGCCUGGUGCUACAGAGAGCCCUGAGGAAGAAUCCAGCAGCCAGAGAGCGCCCUCCACUGGUCAUGCUUCAGAAGAGCAGGAAGCCUGGGGGAGAGACGUACAUGUUUGACACUGUAGCAGACUGUGUUGAGAUCAGCAACGUUAUACUUAAAAGCUACACUGUGUACACCGAGGGUCUGACAGACACAAAGAUAGUUGGCAGCAGCUCACGGUUGAGCCCCAUGUCUGUGUUGCGGGUCCCCAGACAGACAGAUCUUGGUCAGUCUUACACCCAGCAUCCCCUGCACCGCAGCGUUAGUCAGCUGAUUGACAAGAAGUCACUGAUGAUGGAGGACGGAGGCUGGGACAAUCCACUGGGACAUGAUUCUGGGCUGUAUGUGGAGGAAGAAGAGUUUGUGGAUGCCAUCAAGGCCAUAAGUUCUGUGAAAAAGGAGCACACCAUGUUCACUGACACUCAACUUUAAGGCAAGGUCAUUCAGUCAGGUAUUGCAGCCAACAUUCAGAACUGGUCUCAAACCCUUGCGGUCUGUGUUAACUGAGGACAGACGUGUCUUCUAAUGGGAUUUAGACAAUCUAUAAUCCUUAUAUAUGAUUAAGGAAGUCUUAAAAAUACUGGAAAAGAGACUUUGUUCACCGCUGGAGACCAGUGAUUUCAGUUGAAAUGUGUUGAAAAUGUGCUGGAUGGAGUGUCAGGGUUUAGAGGUGGUUCUGUAAAAUAAAACCAGACACAAAGACCUGAGGAGAAAAAAACCAUAAAGGUCAUUUUACUGCACCGUUUAUUUUAAACUGUAUUGAAACAGGUGUUGCCUCAUUUUACCACACUGCUUGUAUGACUCCCUGUAGAGUCCAAUCGCCUUAAUGUGAGUAGAGGCUGUGCACACUGCCAGUUAAAAAGCUACAGUGUACUGUAAAGCUUAAAUGUAUCCAUAUCUAUAUUGUUAUUAUACGGUUUGUAGACCAAUAACUGCGUUGUUCCUUAACUUUCAAUUUUUUAACAGAAUGUUCAGGAUGAUUUAUGAUUCAUUUUGCUUGCCAACUGUUAGCAGUUUAGUGGUCUACUGGUUCCAGGUGAUAUUAAGCCAUGGAUAUAAAUGCUGUUAAACAUGCAUACAAUAACCGCUGCCUCACAUUUCCUGCAUCUGUUCAAUGCAGUGCUUGUGUAGUUCCUCAGACAUAAACACAACACAUUCAGAAGUUGCAUUACUCUCAUGAAAGGUAGGGGCAGUGCAGAGGCAAUGUAGUCAUUGUCAUAAGUCAUUGAUUGAGUUGAGGGCCUCACAUCAUCACUUUUCUGUUGCGCUCUGAGAAGUAACCAAACUCAGCUCCUCCUCGUUGUAUGUUAAAUGCAAAUUCUGUAGUUCUAUAGUCCAGUGGUGUCAAACUGGUGGCCUGCGGGCCACAUGCAGCCCACCUCUUAAUAUCAUGUUAUAACGAAAACAUGGCCCACGACCUCCUCUUCCCUUAAAAACAGCAUUCCACAUUAUUUACAGCACUUAAUUUGUCUGUGUUUGAUAUUAAUAGAUUUAUUUUGGCAUCAAUCCAUUUCAAUACAAACACUUUUACUUUGAAAGUCUGUAAAAAUAUUAUCAUAAAUAUCUUUAUUGCAAUCAUGUAAUAAUUUUAAGAUCAUAUUACCCACCUGAUACUGAGCAGUUAGCCGCUAAUUGGUCCUAAGGUCAUUCAAGUUUGAAGCCUCUCUUCUGUACAUUCUGCCCCUUAUUGGAAUAUUCCAGCUACAAAUAUAUCUCACAGACUUUCCCGGAACUGGCUCUUUUUCUGAGCUUUCUUUCAACACUUCAACACACAUUUUCCGGCUCAUAGCGUUAACUAGCAGCAGCAUUAGCAUUGUCGCUAACUCAAUGCCAGCAAGCCUGGCUACUGAACAAAGCAGAAAACAACUGUAAAAAUACCAACUAGAACAAAUCACCUUGAAAUAAUCUGGGGGGAUUAGCUCAGAAGAAAGGGCCCCAAAGGGCUCCAAACUAAUGUAGAGCAAACUAGUUGUAGCAUGCCUGGUUAGCUUGGUUAGCCUGGUAAACAAACAGUCGUCAGAUUUAAGGGCGUUUCCACAGACUUAUUGGUUAAAGUAAUAAAUACACAUAAAUUCACUCGGAACUUGGAAAGAUCAGCUAAAACAAAUCCUCAAGACUAAGAAUUAAACCACAAAUCAAUGAAAGGUUGCUUCAACAAGCUGUCGUCGUGCCUAGGAAGCUUAAAAUUAUAUGUGCAGCAAUAGUUUCUAAGUUUUGACAAGACAAAUGGCCUUGGUGUUAGUUUUAAUGACGAAAAACUGCCAACUUGUGUUUUGUAAAAGUGUCUGGGAAUCACACAUGUGCCGUGUUGUGAGUGUUGUGGCUGUGACUUUGUGUAAAAAGCCCAAUGUGAGCUUUUUGUGGACAGUUUACAUUUUCCUUUUAGAAAGACAUAAUGGAAUGAGGCGCCGUUGUAGUGACGCGUGUUAAGCUGUCAGUGUUGCUUGUCUGUCUGUGGCCUGAAGCUCCUUUCAGUCUCAUAUCAAGAAAACAAUGGAAAACAAUCUUUUUGGGAGGGGAGAAAUUCCUCCCCACGUUGUGUCUUUACAUUUUUUUGUAAGUCAAGUUUAACAUGAUAGUAUUAUCAGGGAAGGUUGUUCAAAUCAUGUGUAGUGUUGACUUUAAGAUUGACUUUCAUGUGUUUUGUGCAAAGCUGAUUGUUUUUUUUUACACUGGCAGUAUUAUUUAUAUAAAAUCGUAUUUAUAGA
This is a messenger RNA of Solea solea (common sole), 18944 nucleotides long. RefSeq names its product Usher syndrome 2A (autosomal recessive, mild) (gene ush2a). Gene Ontology annotation, molecular function: protein binding. The coding region runs from base 82 to 16668 and encodes 5528 amino acids. The record is from RefSeq and is a predicted model, not a curated record. Lineage: Eukaryota; Metazoa; Chordata; Actinopteri; Pleuronectiformes; Soleidae. The transcript is spliced from 93 exons.